CUCUUGUCCCCCUGUCCCCUCUCCUUUUCCCCUAAGCUGUUGAGCGGCUCAGAUAGACAGCACGGAGAGUUGGUGCUGGAGCAGAAGCGGGCGACAGCUGGCGUUGCCCCAGUGACCGCCUGGACAACGGUGCAAGACAAUGGAGCGCGUGCGGGGAAUGGAACGGCGCUAGAAUGGGGAAGAAUCCCACACGUUCCUGAGUGGAAUGGUGCAGCGCGCCGAGCUCGCUCUGCGCAGUCGGCAACAGGCGGAGGAGACAAUGGAGAUACAGCAAAUGUGCACAAAAUUAUGCCAACAUAAACGCCAUGAUCUAAAGGAUGAUGUUUCUGAGAAACAGUGUCCAGUGACUGUAAACCCUCGUCAUAUGAAAAAAGCUUUUAAAGUUAUGAAUGAACUGAGAAGUCAAAAACUUUUGUGUGAUGUAACACUUGUAGCUGAAGAUACUGAGAUUCCAGCACACAGAGUCGUUCUGGCAGCUUGCAGUCCAUAUUUCCACGCAAUGUUUACAGGUGAAAUGAGUGAGAGCAAAGCAAAGAGAGUUCGCAUAAAGGAAGUGGACAGCUGGACAUUGAACAUUCUCAUUGACUAUGUUUACACAGCUGAACUUCAGGUUACAGAAGAGAAUGUACAGGUAUUACUUCCAGCAGCAGGACUACUGCAGUUACAGGAUGUGAGAAAGACCUGUUGUGAUUUCCUGGAGUCCCAGCUUCAUUCUACUAAUUGUUUAGGGAUUCGAGCUUUUGCUGACAUGCAUGCCUGCACUGAACUCUUGAAUCAAGCCAACACCUAUGCAGAACAGCAUUUCUCAGAGGUUGUGCUGGGAGAGGAAUUCCUCAAUCUUGGUAUAGAUCAAGUGUGCAGUCUGAUUGCCAGUGACAUGCUUACAAUCUCAUCAGAAGAAAAGGUUUUUGAAGCAGCCAUCUCCUGGGUAAAACAUGAUAAGGAACCCCGGGAGGAGCACAUGGCCCGACUGAUGGAACAUGUUCGGCUACCUCUUCUCACACGUGAAUACUUGGUGCAGAGAGUAGAAGAGGAGACGCUGGUUAAAAAUAGUAAUGCAUGCAAAGAUUACCUCAUCGAAGCGAUGAAGUAUCAUUUGCUUCCAGCUGAUCAACGUGCAUUGAUGAAAACAACCAGAACAAGAUUAAGAACACCAGUCAGUCUUCCAAAGGUUCUGGUAGUGGUUGGUGGUCAGGCGCCAAAAGCUAUCCGCAGUGUGGAGUGUUAUGAUUUUGCAGAGGAACGUUGGUACCAAGUUGCUGAACUUCCCUCUCGGAGGUGCAGAGCAGGUGUGAUGUAUAUGGGUGGGUUGGUUUAUGCUGUUGGAGGUUUUAAUGGUUCAUUAAGAGUGAGGACAGUUGAUUCAUAUGACCCAGUCAAGGACCAGUGGAUGAGCAAUGCUAACAUGCAGGACAGGCGGAGCACUUUGGGAGCAGCAGUACUGAAUGGAUUGCUAUAUGCAGUGGGAGGAUUUGACGGAAGUACAGGUUUAUCAUCUGUAGAGGUAUACAAUGUCAAAGCGAAUGAAUGGUUUCAUGUAGCCGCAAUGAACACUAGAAGGAGUAGUGUUGGUGUGGGUGUUGUAGGAGGUGUGCUGUAUGCUGUAGGUGGCUAUGAUGGGGCAUCUCGACAAUGUCUUAGCUCUGUAGAGGCCUACAACUCAGUCAAAAAUGAAUGGACUUACAUUGCUGAAAUGAGCACACGUCGCAGUGGAGCAGGUGUUGGAGUUCUAAAUGGUUUACUCUAUGCAGUUGGAGGUCAUGAUGGCCCACUGGUGAGGAAAAGUGUGGAAAUGUAUGAUGCCUCUGUAAAUUCCUGGAAGCAGGUUGCAGACAUGAAUAUGUGCAGAAGGAAUGCAGGUGUCUGUGCUGUAAAUGGUCUGCUGUAUGUAGCUGGUGGAGAUGAUGGCUCCUGUAACCUUGCAUCUGUGGAAUAUUACAACCCAGCAUUAGAUAAAUGGAUACUUCUACCACAUUGUAUGAGCACAGGAAGAAGUUAUGCAGGUGUUACAGUAAUUGACAAACCUUUAUGAUUAAAGUACACUGGAUACGUUGAACAUUGGAUUCUGCAUUGAAAUGGUAUUUCAUGAAGUAGCUCAACUUUUUAGCACUUCUUUGCUGAUGAUCACAUUAGAAUCAAGCAUUUAAAGCAGCGUGGAAGAGGGCAGACAACCAUGUCUUGUCAGCAAGAAUAGAAGAUUAUGAUGAUUGCACUUGAUAGAAGCACUACAUGGAAAGGAGCUACAUUACAGCUUUUAGCAAGUAGUGUUGGAAUGGAGCCUUGAAGUAUAGGAUUUGAAAUUCAAAAGCUGCUAUAGAAAUACCGACAUGUCGGGCAAGAUAGAUUUGUGAUGUGUGAAACAAAGCAACACUUCGCUAUGGACACUACAACUAGUGGCUUCACAAACCUUGUGAAAAACAGAGUAAUGGUUAUAAUUGUAUAGUGGCAAAGAAACUGGUUCCAUAUGUUUAACUAUGGAGAUUGAUGUGUAAGUUGCCAACGGUUACAUUUUGGUUACAGGACCAUACUUUUAUCUACCUUUUGCUGUUGGCGGCACUUCAAGACUUGAUUAAAUAUUUAAUUUAUUUUUGAUUCGGUACUAAAAAAAUACCAAUCAAGAGUAGUAGUAUUUGUAGAUAUUGAAAAUUUAACACUAAGUUAUCAUUUGUGGAAGAAAAAAAAAGACUGUACCAAAACCUUUAAAUGCAUUUCCAAUUUUAAAUUCAUGCAACUAAUGAGUGCAGGAAGAUUUUGAAAUGUAUGAUUUGUUCUUUGUUUCUGUUAAAUCAUGACCAUGUUUUGAUGCAUUCCUAUUUUUUCUUGACUCUUGGUUUACUUGUUCUUGGCAUGAAGAGUAGUGUUGUAAGUUUACAUUAUUAAAUAAUGUGCAUUUUCCCUGAAUUGCAUGUUGUGUUGCCAAUGUACAGUAUAAUUAUGUACUGGUUGCAUUUUGCUGCUUUUCUUUUGAGUAACACUUGCCAGUUAUGUUUAGUGUUCUGCUUAAAUUCUAUAAGAAAUAUGAACACAAAUUUAUUUGUUUGGGGUGGGUUGGGGGGCGGAAUAACUGUUCCUACAUUACUCAAGUUGUUUAAAUAAAGCUUUCUAUUGUG
Carcharodon carcharias (great white shark) is the source of this 3110-nucleotide messenger RNA. It is a transcript of the gene klhl2, whose product is annotated as kelch-like family member 2. Gene Ontology annotation, molecular function: protein binding. The transcript is spliced from 15 exons. The record is from RefSeq and is a predicted model, not a curated record. Lineage: Eukaryota; Metazoa; Chordata; Chondrichthyes; Lamniformes; Lamnidae. The coding region runs from base 206 to 2032 and encodes 608 amino acids.